AAGUGUUACUAAACCCACAACAGUAAAAUUGGUCUGUAUAUGCAGUAAAGCAUGCUUGUUAUACUCACUGUGGAACCUAAGGGGUUAAUCCUCUGCAUUGUGUAAAAAGGAUGUUUGAUCCUGUCUUCUCUGAUCUUCCUCUUCUUCUACUGUCCCCAAUCCAUCUGCUGAUAGAGCAGAGCAUUGGGGGCAACCUGCACAUGCUCAAUUUGGUGUGUAUUGCUAGAGAGGUUUUUUUUUCUUGGAGAGUGCAUGUGAUCAGCACAGGGCCAAUCAGCACUGUCCAGACAGAAGUCAGGGGUUCUGCAUCCUCCUAAAGAAAACUCCUCCUACAAGCUUUAACCAGUGCAGAACACUGAUAAAAGUCACAAGACUGCUCUAAACUGUCAAUGAGAAAAGGUAUUUAGCAGUUUAUAUUUACUAAAAUAAUUGCAUUUCCAUGUUCCGUGUACUGUGGGGGACCAGAUAUAGUGAAUGCAGGGUCCUGGG
Molecule: messenger RNA, 489 nt
Organism: Staurois parvus
Lineage: Eukaryota; Metazoa; Chordata; Amphibia; Anura; Ranidae
Source: the annotation of a GenBank genome assembly